AUGUGGCGAAGGGCCUACGACAGAAGUCGCCGGAGGAGAGAAGAUGGCCCCGAUGUUGAGGGCCUUCAUUCGAUUUUCAACGAUCGUAAGAAGGCUCUCCAGGGGGCUAUUUGCGAUGCAAAGAAAAUAACCCAUCCGGAGGUGCUACGGGGACUGGAUGACGAUCCGUGGGGGCGCCCCUACCGAUCGGCUCGUGAAAGGUACGGGGACGUCUCUAGUGGAGAGUCUGGAGCUGACCUUUCUGGAGCAGGUGGUAGCGGACCUGUUUCUUUGCCUCUCGACACUGUCCCUCCUAGUAUGGCGGCGUCUGUGGUGGAGGUGGCGGGUAAAGAGGGUUGGCUCCGGAAGUCUCUGACGUAG
Pieris macdunnoughi is the source of this 360-nucleotide messenger RNA. The record is from the annotation of a GenBank genome assembly. NCBI's taxonomy places the organism in Eukaryota, Metazoa, Arthropoda, Insecta, Lepidoptera, Pieridae.